Molecule: messenger RNA, 2826 nt
Organism: Debaryomyces fabryi
Lineage: Eukaryota; Fungi; Ascomycota; Pichiomycetes; Serinales; Debaryomycetaceae
Exons: 2
Coding region: 1-2826 (941 amino acids)
Cellular component (GO): cytoplasm
Molecular function (GO): oxidoreductase activity
Source: RefSeq, a predicted model, not a curated record
AUGUCGAGUAUCGAAAUAUUAACAGUUGGAAGUAAUCCAAAUGUUGCAUUUUAUGCCUGGCGGUUACACGAAACACAUUCUUGUAAUGUUUCGGUGGUAAAUUCCAGAAUUAAGGGAAAUUGUAUCAACUGGAGAUCGCCUGCGUUGGGGACUUCUACAUUCAAGCCAUAUGAGAUAUACGAGAACUUGUCACAAAUCAGUCCCGGGUCAAGCAAAUAUGAUAUUGUUUUUAUCAGUUGUACGUCUUUGCAAGAUUUUCAGACUGCCUGCGCAGAUUUAGUGCCAUUUUUACACCUGAAGUCAGCCAUAGUUGUGGAAAGCACCGGAUAUGUUAAUUUAGAGCCUUUUGUUCAACUCAGCUUUCCUUCAAUGAAGGAUAUCACGAUUUGUUCGAUUAUGAACGAAUCAGACGUCAGACAGAUCGAUGGAGAUAACUUUACCCAUAUUUUGAGAAACAACGAUAACAGAAUAUAUUUGGGAACUUCGUUAACGAAUUCUAAUAUUUCAUCUACCUCAAAUGCAAGUUUUCAGAAGGUAUAUAAAUUAUUGCAAUUAGUUCAGCAAGAUUCAUCAAAUAAUAUUUCAUUAUUGAAAUCUGUUGUCCCUAAGGAGUUUAUGACCUACCAAUGGAAACUAGCAUUACCAAGAAUUGUUUUCAAUCCUUUAUCUGUUAUUUUUGAAGCCGAAGUUCCAGCUAAUUUAUCCAAUCAGAUUUUGUGCAAGCCACUUAUUACUGGUAUGAUCAAUGAAAUAUUUAAAAUCAUUAAAAAGAUGGAUUGUAAAUUAGUCAAAGGAUCUGAGAAUGAAGCUAAUUUGUUCAAAAAUUGGUGUAGUAGCUUCCCAGAGACUUCAAAGAAUCAAAACUAUUUAAACUCGCCUGCAUUGUUCUAUGAUUUUUACAAGCAACACGAUUUAAAUAUUGAUUUACUAUUGUUGCAGCCAAUCUUAUUAGCAGAUGAUCAUGGCAUUAGAACCCCAUAUUUGGAAAAUAUUUAUUCUACUAUGUGUCAAUAUAUUAAAAUCAAUGAUGCUGACACCAAUUCAAUCUUUUUCACCAGAAAGACUAUUUCGAAUAUCAGUAAGGCAAAAGUGAAUCAAGUUAAUGCUGACCAUGAAACUAAAUUAAACCAAUUAAAUAUUAUUACUAAUGAUUUGGCAAGGAUGGAAUCCAAUAAAAAUCAAUUAGAUUCUUAUUUAAAAGAAAAGGAUAUUUUAAAAGGGCAAGUCAUGGAAGACAUCAAUAAGCAAGAAUUAAAUUUAAGGAAAUUACAUAUUAGUGUUGACCACCAACAACAGAAGUUAAGCCAAAUUGAACAAAGGCUUGAACAAUUACAAUUACAAGAGCAAGAAAUGACUAAUAAUCAAGCUAAACAGAUGCAACCCUCUGGACAGCCAAAUAAAGAAGAAUCAACUUUACCUCAAAGUGGUAGCAACAGGACUUUCAGAGAAUCUGUUGUUCCAAAUGAUAAUUUGGAAGAUUUAACAGAUAUUGCGUUGUAUGGUGCUUCCUUAGCAAGCCCAGUUCCGAAUCAAGAUGCUUCACAAAAUAGUCAUGCAAUCAAUGGACACGCCGAUAUGAAUGGUCACGGUGUUUCAAAUAGAGGUUUAAUGAAUGGUGGUGGUGAACCUCUUCAUAGCAAUGGAAAUUCUCACCCAAAUGGCAACAUUCAAUUGGUGAAUGGUGAUCUUCCUCAACAUCUACACGAAAAGGAACUUGAAUUGCAGAAAAGAGAACAGGCACUCAUCAACAGGGAAUUAUCCGUACCUAAUGAAAACCAAAUUAAUGGAUAUUACGAUAAUGAACAACAUCGACAACCCCACCAUCCUCAGCAACAUUCACAACAACCGCAACCACAACAAUACCAGCAACCUCCUCCUGCUUUGCAUCUUGACACCCAACAAAAAAGUGCAAAUAUGCCACCUAAUCAACAAAUGUAUUUUAACCAAAGACAGUAUAAUAAUAACCACGGAUACAUGCCAUCUCCUAUGGAUCAACAACUCCCACACGGUUUACCAUCAAAUGGAUUGCCCCCAAAUGCAUUACCACCUAACUUACGAGUCAAUUCUAUGAAUUCAAAUAUGAAUAGGUAUAAUAUGCCUCCGCCUCAAAUGAUGAAUGGGAACCCACAUCAAGCAAGUGGUUAUGGAGGAAAACCACAGAGAUUAAGUUCAUUCCCAGCAUCUGCUCAUAAUUAUCAGGAUUUACAUCAACAACAGUAUGCUCAAAAUCCAUCUCAACAUUACAAUAACAUGUAUCAGAAUGGUGCACCUGUUGAUCACAUGGAGUCAAGGUUCAAGGCACAACCACGAAAGCAAAAUCGUCGUUCUGCUUUUCCUCAAAUGAAUGGUGAUUUAUCAGGCUUAGAUAUGGGUGGCAGAGGCGGUAUGCCUAUGCCAGGUGGACCUACUAACCCUGCUGCCACAAAAGCUAAUAAGCAUAGAUCAACCAUGGCGUUGAACUCUAAUGGUAACAGAACAAGUCCUCCUCAGCACAAAAAAUCUGUUAGUAGCUAUACUAUCCCACAGAGCCAAGGUCAAAGCCAAGGUCAAAGCCAACCUCAGGGCCAACCCCAAAAUACCUCUGAGGCUCAACAAUACAAUUAUGUCCAACCUCAGCAACAGUAUUUGCAACUUCCAAAUGGUUCAAAUGCAUCUAGCAAUUCCUCAAAUUCGGUUAAUACAAAUGAUACACCUCAAACUAAUGAUGAAGGUGUCCAAAUACAGGUUCCUAUUGUAGAGCCCAAUGCAAAGCCAUUGGGAGGUAUUUCUAAUCCGAAUAAAGAGGCAGAGACCAAGAAAAAAAGAGGUAUUUUCAGAAAGCACUAA